This is a messenger RNA of Mytilus californianus (California mussel), 1251 nucleotides long. Its product is annotated as tyrosine-protein kinase SRK3-like. Gene Ontology annotation, cellular component: signaling receptor complex. NCBI's taxonomy places the organism in Eukaryota, Metazoa, Mollusca, Bivalvia, Mytilida, Mytilidae. Gene Ontology annotation, biological process: positive regulation of kinase activity; cell surface receptor protein tyrosine kinase signaling pathway; protein phosphorylation. The transcript has 9 exons. The record is from RefSeq and is a predicted model, not a curated record. Gene Ontology annotation, molecular function: transmembrane receptor protein tyrosine kinase activity; ATP binding. Bases 121 to 1251 code for a protein of 376 amino acids.
AUAAAAUGGACAGCACCAGAGGCUGCAUUGUAUGGCAAGUUUACGUUUAAGUCAGAUGUUUGGUCCUUUGGUAUCCUUUUAGUGGAAUUGACAACAUUUGGACAGAUACCAUAUCCGGGUAUGGCAAACAGAGACGUACUGGAAAAGGUGGAAAGAGGUUACAGACCACCCCAAGCUAAUAAGUGUCCUGACAAAGUACACAAGAUAAUGCUCAGUUGUUUGCAUGAAUCACCUAACAACAGACCAUCGUUUGAUUUUCUUUUCGAUUUCUUUGAUAAUUACUUUGUGUCUGCGGAACCAGAAGAGGAGGUGGACCUUAACCAAGAGCAAAUGCAUGUAGAUAUCAAAAGAAUUUUACCAACAGAAAUAACGUUCGACGCAAAAAUAAGCAACGAAAAGGUAGUUGGGGAAAUCUGGAAAGGAGAGUGGAUUUUGAAAACCCGAAAACCUGUUUGUAUCAAACGUUUCCAACAAGGAUCAUACCAAGAUUUCAUAAGAGAAGCUUCGAUCAUGAAGUUAUGCAACCAUGACAAAGUAAUCAAGCUAUACGGAGUAACAACUACUGUUGACUGGAUAGUAAUGGAAGUGUAUUACAACUGGAACCUUUUGGAAUAUAUGAAGAUAUAUCAAGAGAAUGAGAUAAAUUUUAACCAGAUGAUUUACAUAGCUGCACAGGUCGCAUGUGGAAUGGACUAUUUAGGAACAAAGCGAAUUAUACAUAAAGAUUUAAGAGCAGCUAAAGUCUUAAUCAAUGAUAACCAUGAUACGAAAAUUUCUGGAUUUCAUUUUGCUAGAGUUCUUAAGGAAGACGAAGAUGUAUACAACCCUAUUCACGGUGAGAAGUUCCCUAUAAAAUGGACAGCACCAGAGGCUGCAUUGUAUGGCAAGUUUACGUUCAAGUCGGAUGUUUGGUCCUUUGGUAUCCUUUUAGUGGAAUUGAUGACAUUUGGACAGAUACCAUAUACGGGAAUUGCAAAUAAGGAACUUUUAGAGAGACUUGAAAUGGGCUUCCAACAUGAAAAACCGCAUAACUGCCCCGAAAAUGUUUAUAAAAUUAUGCUGAGUUGCUGGAACAAAGUACCGACAAACAGACCAACGUUUGAGUACCUGUUCAAUUACUUUGAUGAUUACGUUGUGUCUGCGGAAUUACAGAAGGAAGAAAUCGACAAGUUUCGAAGAUCCUGCAAAAAUAACACAGAUCAAAUUCAAAUUCAAUCGGGGAAAGAAGAUGUUAUUUUUUCGGCACACUGA